Molecule: messenger RNA, 739 nt
Organism: Entelurus aequoreus (snake pipefish)
Lineage: Eukaryota; Metazoa; Chordata; Actinopteri; Syngnathiformes; Syngnathidae
Gene: ppdpfb
Product: pancreatic progenitor cell differentiation and proliferation factor b
Exons: 5
Coding region: 187-528 (113 amino acids)
Biological process (GO): cell differentiation; multicellular organism development
Source: RefSeq, a predicted model, not a curated record
CGGCGCCGCCCUCACAGCAGCUUUGACUCCAGCCGCGGACGUCACGCGGAGGCUUUCUUCUGCCUACAAAAACCUCGUUUUCAGAUGGGAGCCGUCGCCUAGCGUUCAGACCUCAGCCUCGCCGACUUACCGCUCAGCGCGUCUGGCUCACUAAAAGGGUCGUCUGGUCCAUCAAGCAGCAGCGCCAUGGCGGCCAUUCCAGCGGGCGGUUCUCUAGUGGCCACCACAGACUACUACCGAAGGCGCAUUGGAUCGACAUCCAGCAGCAGUUCGUGUGGCAGUUCGGAGUACAGCGGCGAGGUCAUUCCUCACCAUCCAGGACUUCCCAAGCAGGACUCUGGUCACUGGUGGUCCAGUUUCUUCUUUGGGAAGCAGCCAGGAAUGACACCUCUGACUGAGGAGGCCCAGCAGAGGGUGGGUCUUCCGGGUGUGCGGACCAACGGCGACAUCACCUGCGUUGCCAAGGAGAUGGUGAUGCAACGCCAGGUGAGCGAGGGCGGCGACGCCGGAAGCCCCGCCUCCUCUUGAUGCCGCCGACACAUUCUCACGUCCACGCCCGACGCUAGGUGACGGGAGGACGCCCCGUUUACAUUUUUUUCUUUUGUACUAGUAGUUUAGAAUGGUGUGUUGUAACUUUAUUGAUGAUGUCAUACUUGUGUAUUUGUACACCAUAAGAACCUUUUUUUUUUCACUUUGUCACCCUGGUUGGAAACUAAAUGCAAUAAACGGUUGCAUCUUA